Panicum hallii is the source of this 1321-nucleotide messenger RNA. RefSeq names its product ribonuclease 2-like. The record is from RefSeq and is a predicted model, not a curated record. Gene Ontology annotation, cellular component: extracellular region. The transcript is spliced from 9 exons. The coding region runs from base 181 to 1014 and encodes 277 amino acids. Gene Ontology annotation, molecular function: ribonuclease T2 activity; RNA binding. Lineage: Eukaryota; Viridiplantae; Streptophyta; Magnoliopsida; Poales; Poaceae. Gene Ontology annotation, biological process: RNA catabolic process.
UCCCUGACUUGGCGGCGCGGGCCCGCUUGCCAGUGAGACGGCUGGCCCUACACGCGCCAUUGAUAGCGUCCCAUCUGGCCUCGUCGCCGCGCAGAGUUGGGUACUGAGCAGCAGCCGGCGCUAACCGCCCCCGCCGCUGCCCCCGGGAGAGAGAGAGAGGAAGAGGAGGAGAGGGAGGCGAUGGCGACGACGAGGAAGGUUGCGUGCGUGCUUGUGGUCUGGGCGCUGGUGGCCGCCGGCCUGGGCCCCGUCUCCGCGCGCGCGCCGCUGGGCCGCAAGCCGCAGCGCGAGUUCGACUAUUUUGCGCUCUCCCUGCAGUGGCCCGGCACCAUCUGCGCCUCCACCCGCCACUGCUGCGCCAGCAACGGGUGCUGCCGCUCGGAGCCGCUCCAGUGGUUCACGAUCCAUGGUCUGUGGCCGGACUAUGACGAUGGGACAUGGCCGGCGUGCUGCCGCCGCACCCAGUUCGAGAUGGACAAGAUAUUGCCACUGAAGGAUAUGCUUGACAAGUACUGGCCGUCCUUGUACUGCUCCUCCUCUUCCACUUGCUUCAGCGGCAAGGGGCCCUUCUGGGCUCACGAGUGGGAGAAGCAUGGAACCUGCUCUGCCCCUGUGGUUCAGGACGAAUUACAAUAUUUCACCAUUGCCCUUGACCUCUACUUCAAAUAUAACGUUACGGAAAUGCUGUCAAGUGGAGGUAUACAGAUUUCAAAUGGUAAGGAAUACGCACUGAGUGAAGUCAUCGAUACCAUCAAACAUGCUUUUGGGGGGUCACCACAAAUUGUUUGCAAGAGGGGCUCUGUUGAAGAACUCAGGUUAUGCUUCGACAAAGAACUGAAGCCUCGUGAUUGCCUUACUACUUCUUUGACGAAUGGAAGUGUGUCAAGAACAAAGCACUGCCCACAGUACAUCAAACUGCCAAAAUAUGAUCCCCUUGUGCUCGCCAAUUCAACUGGAGAGAUCAUGACACAGUUCGACGACUUUGAGGUGUCUGCAGCAAUUUAUACAGCCUAAGAUGUAGUUGUUGCAGCAGAGCAAUCCAUGGCUGUGACGAAACAAAUGUCUUCAGGGCCAUGGACUGCAAUUAUGAUAGCAGAAGGUGGUCUCCUGAGCACAUCCAGAGAAAUUGAUGUCUGAGAAUCAAUUAUUUGUACACUUGAAGGAGACCUUUACUCUUUUACAUCCAUGCGAAUUGAAAUUUACAGGUUUUACGUAUCUUUGAAGGUCGGAUCAAUGUAUAUACACAUUCUAUAGCUGGACGGUAGCCUUGUUGCCAUUAUUUCUAAAGGUGCAAGGUUUAAAAUAUUCGUGUUGCUUUCAA